Pisolithus orientalis is the source of this 1740-nucleotide messenger RNA. RefSeq lists its product as uncharacterized. Bases 135 to 1445 code for a protein of 436 amino acids. The transcript is spliced from 3 exons. The record is from RefSeq and is a predicted model, not a curated record. NCBI's taxonomy places the organism in Eukaryota, Fungi, Basidiomycota, Agaricomycetes, Boletales, Pisolithaceae.
AACGCUGUUGUCGGCAUCUACUGUUAGAAGUUCGCAUCCACCGGGGCUGAUGUCAUACUGAUGGUGUCAAUUCUCGAGUGUUCCGUCGGAUACACUGCCCUGGCGGUUAAAUUGUACGUAGGCAACAGACCGUCAUGUUCUACAAGUUUGCAGCAGUUUUAACGACGCUCUUGGCGAUAUACGUCUAUCGAAGUGGCCGGGCAUUGUUAUAUCACGUGUUCACAGCCCCAGCCCUUCCCAAGGGAUACUUCGCAGGUGGUGACUACAAGGACCACUGCGUGGUCAUCAAGGACGAGAUCGACGAUCAGCUCAACCACUGCGAACACAUUAUCUUCUGGGACCACCUCGACGAAGAAGACAACGUCAGCGACCGGUUCAUCUUCCUCUCAUGUGAUCCCGGACGCAGAGCGUGGAACACUGUCAUGGGUCCCAUGGACGAUCCAGACCCGCUCGGCCACUUGUGGAUAUACUCUACCGAGACCCGGUCGUUGUCUCCCGUGACGCUCGCCAACUAUCCCGAAGGCCGUGAUUUCCACCCUCUCGGCAUGGACGUGCUUCCCUCGAAGGCAGGCGCCCCAUCCACCCUCUUCCUGGUCAACCAUCCCCGUGAAAACUCCACCGUUGAGCAGUUUGUUCUCGACCCUGCUCAACCAACCGUAGCGACCUACGUCCGCACGCUCACCUCUCCCUACUUUGUCGCUCCCAACUCUCUUGCCCUGACUUCCCCCACCUCUUUUUACUUAACUAACGACCACCUCAUGACCCGUCGUUUGCCAGGUUUCUUCGGCAGUAUUUUGCCCAGCGUCGAAGCCAUCGGUGGACUUCCCUUGACCUGGGUCGCACACGUUACAGUUCUGCCGGAUGGCGCCAUCCAACACAAAGUUGUUGCGUUCGGUAUCGCAUUCGCCAACGGGGUCGCCCUUUCGCACGAUGGACUAUACCUCGCAGUAGCAUCGAGCAGUUUGGCCAAGGUCUAUUUCUACAGACGUGAGCCAUCGACCAACGACCUCACUUUAGAUCGCGAGGUCACCGUCCCAUUCGCACCCGAUAACGUGAUGUAUGAUGAUGAAGACGUGCUCAUCGUCGCCGGCCACCCUCACUACCCGUCUUUCAUUGCUGUCGUGGAGAACAAGCCUGGUGUCAAGGCACCGAGUUGGGCUGUCUCCAUCCGCCCCAGUGUUGCAACAAGCGGGUCCGGGGAGUCGGAAGGUCACAGAAACUCGUAUUCGAAAAUGACCGGGUACGAUUCUCGCGCACCAUUGUCAGCCUCGGCCAUCGCACCUGCUUCGUUAACGGAUGACGUCGAGACUAUAUUUCAGAGUGAUGGGUCUGUGUAUGGGACUUCGACAACCGGUUUGGUCGAUAGCCGCACUGGUACGUUUUAUUUGACAGGUUUGUACGAGGAUGGGUUGUUGGUGUGCUAUGCGGAACCACGAAAUGUAUAGGUACCUAUCACUUUCAUCAAUGUACGAGUUUGCUGGCGGUUUGCCAUUCAUGGAAACGGACAGUAGACGAACUUGUACCUUCCCCAAAACCCGCGCCUCUCUUUUUCUCAAACACGCCGAGAUCCGAGUGUCGUCCCAAACCCUCUGCACCGUGCGCGAUUACACAGACCCUCCUCAUAGUAAGGAACGGAACAUGAAGUGGAAUGUCACUAAUGUGGAUAUCGGGGUGGUCGAUGUCCCAGGAGUAAGGAAAAGUCCGAGCGGUUGUGCCUAUAUUCACACCCAGCAAAGACUU